UCCGGGCGCAGGCGCAGUGGAAUGGCACUGAGCCUGCGCAGACUGACGGCGCUCGUGGAGCGGAGUGCCACGCAAUGGCGGGCACGGGCUUGGUAGCCGGGGAGGUGGUGGUGGAUGCCUUGCCGUACUUUGACCAAGGCUACGAGGCGCCCGGCGUGCGGGAAGCGGCUGCGGCCCUGGUGGAGGAGGAAACGCGCAGAUACCGACCUACCAAGAACUACCUGAGCUACCUGACAGCCCCGGAUUAUUCUGCCUUUGAAACUGACAUAAUGAGAAAUGAAUUUGAAAGGCUGGCUGCUCGACAACCAAUUGAAUUACUCAGCAUGAAACGAUAUGAACUUCCAGCCCCUUCCUCGGGUCAGAAAAAUGACAUUACUGCAUGGCAAGAGUGUGUAAACAAUUCCAUGGCCCAGUUAGAGCACCAGGCAGUGCGAAUUGAGAAUCUGGAACUGAUGUCACAGCACGGGUGUAAUGCCUGGAAAGUAUAUAAUGAAAACCUCGUUCACAUGAUUGAACAUGCACAGAAGGAGCUUCAGAAGUUAAGGAAACAUAUUCAAGAUUUAAACUGGCAGCGAAAAAACAUGCAACUCUCAGCUGGAUCUAAAUUGAGAGAAAUGGAGUCAAAUUGGGUAUCCCUGGUAAGUAAGAACUAUGAGAUUGAAAGGACUAUUGUGCAGCUGGAGAACGAGAUCUAUCAAAUCAAGCAGCAGCAUGGGGAGGCAAACAAGGAAAACAUCCGCCAAGACUUCUGACCUUGGGCAGAAGGGAAGAGACACCUCAGGCCCCUGGGCUUUGUCAGAGCAUGUUUAGAGACUGUGGAAUGUGGACUGUUGUGUUGCUUUAUGUGUGUAUUAGCAAAAUGAAGAUUUUCAACAUGUUGCUAUUUUUGUAGCUAUAAAAAUCUGAGUUUUUAAAGUGAGUAUGACUUUACAAUUAUCUUGUCAUAUUUUGUAGCAGAAGUUCUUUUUUGAAGGCUUCAGAUUUUGUAACUAAGCUUCUUUAUUUAAGACUUCCAACAUGUUUGGGAAGGUGCGAACUUUGAGUUUAUGUUUUUGUUGAAUAAAGUACAGUUCUAAGCA
Molecule: messenger RNA, 1079 nt
Organism: Phodopus roborovskii (desert hamster)
Lineage: Eukaryota; Metazoa; Chordata; Mammalia; Rodentia; Cricetidae
Gene: Bcas2
Product: BCAS2 pre-mRNA processing factor
Exons: 7
Coding region: 75-752 (225 amino acids)
Biological process (GO): mRNA processing
Cellular component (GO): precatalytic spliceosome; Prp19 complex; catalytic step 2 spliceosome
Source: RefSeq, a predicted model, not a curated record